UGUAUAUUAGGUCCUUGUUUUGAUUGACAUAAACUACACUUUUAGUAAAGAAAUCAUGUAAAAGCCUUUUUUGUCAAUGAAAAACGCUGAGUUUUAUCAUUCGCAUCUUUUGUCUCUUCUGUUUUAAACUUCUUAAACAGGAAAUAGAUGUUGUGACGGAAUUACAUUUUACAGCCUUUUCUUUCCAGUGCUCUGCAAACUUUGAAAAAUGCUCUAAAACGAGACAUAUUCAGAAUAAAAGUCUAAUAUAAAUGUUGUUGAGCUUUCAAAUCAUCUCUUUACUUUCACUUAAAAAUGCUUAAAUGAAAAGAAACAAGAGAGAUAGCUCCGUGAGGGAAUUACAUCAUUUGUUUUCUUUCUUCUGUGGUAGGUUUUAUUGUUAUGUCUUUAUCGGUAAAAAGAUUUCUGUAAAUUUGAUUUGCAAUCGAGUGCCUUCUAGCAAACUAAGCAAAAAGAAUGGUGGGAGAAACGUUUUUGAUUUUCGUACAAUGGCUGCAAAAAAAGUACCAUUUCAAAAUCGACAACAACCGGAAAACACUUGUUUAGUGUGUAAAAUGCGUUUUUUAAGAUUGUUUUGACAAAGUCAAUAGUGCAUUUUGUAGAGAAUUUAAUUCUUUAUCCACUGAUAUACUUUUUGAAAUGUUUUUAAGGCUAAGUGGGUCAGAAAAUUGAAAUAAAAGAGCUUUCAAAUUUUAAAUUUGAAUUUUCGAUUCAAAUUUGAGUUUCAUUCGUUUUAAAGUUGAUAUUCAUAAUCAGCGCAAAAAUCUGCGCCUAGUAAUGUGGUCUUAAGGCUGAUUUGAGAAAAAACAUCGCUCAACUCACCACAGCUGAGGGUGAGUUUUACGCGUUUUAGCCGAUAUCCAGAAAUCAGAGAUACUUAACAUUGCGAGAAGUAAACUUGAGAAAAAUAAAAUGGUAAAAAAUCCACGUUUCUUCCGAGAGUUUUAAGUUUUAGGAAAAUCUGUCUGCAAUAAAGUUAAUUUCAGAUAAUUGUUUUCUUUGAUAGGCAAACAUUUGAAUAAAAAUAUGAAGAAAUAAACAAGUCUUAAAAAUGACCAUUGAAUGAGCAGGAAAGUUUAACCUCAUCUUAAUUUAUUUUGAAUAAUUUAUAAAUAUGUUUUCAGCUGCUGCUAGUUUCUUCAUUAAAUUAAUUUCGAUCAAUUGUAAAGCACUUCAUGCAAUCAAGCUCAUUUUGAACUACAGUCUGGCAUAUAAUAAGUUUUAGUGUUAAUCCUAUAAACGUGCUUUUCACGUUCUCAUGAGACUAAAAAAAUAUUUAAUGAUUGGAAAAAGAGUUUUCACAGGCGAUUUUCCUUCCUUGUCAAAGUUUGAGGACGUUGUAUGCCAUUCCAUGUACUCGACGUGUGCUAUUAGAAAAACAGGUGUUCGUCCUGAGUCAAGAACUUUCGGGAAAAAGUUUUUUUCCAGCGAAAAUACCACAGGAUUUUCGUUGGUUUCAAAAGUGUCUGAUCCAAGACAAAAAGCCUCUCUUUUUUUUUGUGAUAAUCUGUUUGUGUUUUUAACCCUUGGUCGGUUAGAAGUUUUACAGCUCUGCACAUAUAGAUCCUAAUCUGACGGUACCAGCUCAUGAAAGUAUUUGGCUAAAAAAUGAUGAAGAUGCUCACAAAAGAUCUGUCGGCUGGCAAACUGGAUCUUCACAGAUCUAGAAGGCCACCGUGCUCCGUUUUAAAAAAUUUUAAACGUGAUAUUCGUCAUAAGAAUCUCGAGUUAUUACUAGUCCUGUUACUCUCGGUUAAAGUCAAUAUAAGCGUGGUACGUUUUUCAACGAACAACCCACAUUUUCAGGAAAUUUUCCAUGGAUAUAAAAGUUGAAUGUAGAAACAACUAUUUCUCUAUUUCAGGGUACACCAGCCGCUGUUACUGAUGAUCAUCAACAACAUUUGUCAGUAAUGAAUGAAUUUUUAUUAAAUAAAACCUGGAAUCCAUCAAUAACAGUAGAUACAUCAAAUGGUCAAAAACUAUUAAAUAUGCUGUUGAAAUUUCCAUCAAUUAUUCUUCGUCCUGAUGAAGAAAUACACGUCGUAUUAAAUGGUUAUGAUUUACGUAUUGAAUAUAAUAUAAGUAAUGAUAAAAAUACAUUUACAUAUAGACAAGUGAAGCUACCAGCAAUGGCAUUAGUAGAUGAAUUAAAAUGUCAUUUUGAUGAUCAAGAUAUUUGUCUACAUAUUCAAGUACCAUUAAAAUGGACUUAA
Molecule: messenger RNA, 2213 nt
Organism: Didymodactylos carnosus
Lineage: Eukaryota; Metazoa; Rotifera; Eurotatoria; Philodinida; Philodinidae
Source: the annotation of a GenBank genome assembly